GCACUACUACUGGUUGUGCAACACUUGAGGGCAACACGUGCUCACCAUUGCAUACAAAUGGCGGACACAUAUAGACCCCACUCUAACGACAAUCAAUCGCUCAGGAGUGGUCGUGGAUUCGGUCCUUCGAGUGGUGGGAGUCGUAACUUCGGUGGCAAUGAUUUUAACAAUUUCUCGAGCAGUGGAAGCGGUGGCGGCGGACGAGACCCGCCGUACACUGUGUUCAUCGGGAAUCUGCCGCGAAAAGUGAUUCAGGGAGACAUCGAUGACAUGUUCAAGAAUCUCAAAUUGAGAUCAGUUCGCUUAGUGAGAGAUAAAGAGACCGAUCAAUUCAAAGGUUAUUGUUAUGUGGAGUUCGAAGACGAAGAAUCACUUAGAAUGGCCCUCGAGUUUGACGGAGCGGACUUUAACGGAAACAUUCUUCGCGUCAAUAUCGCCGAAAACCGUCGAAACGACAGAAAGGGCUUUUCAGGGGGCGGUGGCGGCCGUGGAGGCGGACGCGGAGGUUUCGAUCAAAGGAGUGGACCGCCGCAGAAUAGAGGCGGACCGCGACCUCCCAAUAACGGUCGUUUCGAUGGCAGACCACCGCAGGACAGAUACGAUGGUCGCGGGGGUGACCGAAACGAUCGGCCGCGUACUAACAGCGGCUCCGAUAACUAUAACAGUAGCGGCGGUCGAGGAGGAAGUUUUGAGCGCAACGACAGAGGGUAUGACAGGGGAGGCGGUGGCGGCGGUUACCGGGGCUCAGAUCGCGGCGGCUUUAACAGCGACAGACGCGGCAACUUUGGCGGCCGCUAUGGCGGCGGUCGCGACAACUUUAGAGGUCGUGAUGGCGACCGAAGGCCACCCCCUUCUCACCCGCCGGAAGAAUUUAAAGAGUUGUCGGCCGAAGAGCAGGCGAAUCGUCCCCGCAUUCGAUUACUGCCGCGAACUGUCGGCAAACCACUGAACGAAUUGGCCGACAGUACGGCUCGCGACUCAAUCUUCGGCGGCGCCCGACCCAGAGAUGAGCGUCAGUACGAAGAGCGGCGCCGUAAAGAGUCUGAGAGCAAGGACUCGAGCGACGGCCGAGACCAAUGAGUAGACGGAAAAAUGUUUUUGGUGUUGAAUUUUGGUGGCCGUAAAUUGAAAUGCAUGUUAUGCUAUGUCUUCACACACUAUGGGUUCAAUAAUUUAUUCAUAAUAUAAAGGUUUACAACACUGUGUUGUUCUCAAAUCUAUACCAUUAUUAUUAUAAUUAUUAUUAUUAUUUUGCGUUACCUUUGAUUUUGUGAAUCGAUACUAAAUUCUAUAACUGAUUUUAAAACCAAAUUUCGAUGCCAUUAAUAUUAUAAGUAUCGGAGAAAUCGUUUUUAAUUAUAACUAUUUUUUUGUUUGUUUGUAUUUACUUACGAACGCAAUGUCAUUAUUAUUAUAUUAUAAAUUAAUUAAUAGUUUCACAAUCCAUUUGGAGUUGACAUUCAUUUUUCACUUCAAAAUAUUGUAAAAAUAGUUUGAAAAGUGCUUUAAUUAAUGAAAUUGGAAAAAAGACAAAAUACAAUACAUUUUUACUUUAAAACUUUAAAUACUAUUUAUUAUUAUAAUAAUUAUUAUUAUUUAACAUAAUUUAAACGAGCGAUGAUUUUAUAUAAUUAACUGAUUGUACUAGAUGAGUUUGGAUGUGUAGCCCAAUCGGGAACUUCAUUUAAAUCAAACACAAAUUGCCCCCAACUGUUGAUUAGCGCCAAUUCUAUCCCAAUGCAAAGGAUGUUCAUAACUACUCCGGGUUUUAUCUGUAAAUAAAUUCCAAUCAUUGAUUUCCAAUUGACUGCAAAAUCGACUCAUUUUAUCAUAAUUUGUAAGAUUAUAUGUAUUACUUAUGGAAAGAAUUGAUUAAUUUUAAUAAAAACUAAUUAUUUCAAUACCA
Medioppia subpectinata is the source of this 1906-nucleotide messenger RNA. Lineage: Eukaryota; Metazoa; Arthropoda; Arachnida; Sarcoptiformes; Oppiidae. The record is from the annotation of a GenBank genome assembly.